UAUCAUUGAUACAAAUGUAUUGGUCAUGUGACAUUUGAUCAAGAGCAAAACAGAUAGUCAUAGAAAGAAGAAAAGGGACUGAAAUAAAAUAAUAGUCAUAUAUAAUAACGCAAUUGCAUUACAUUCAUGCAAAGAAUAGAUGCGAUAAUUGAUACACUCAGGAAAACAUCUAUCAUUCAAUAAAUGAUUUGUAUGUUUAAUCGGAGGAUUUCGUUUGUGUGAAUUUUACAACAUACAAGGAAAUUGGAUAUCGAAACUUUAUGGAAAACUACGAUCAAAUACGUUAUUUAAUAAAUUAGUUGGACAUAACAAAGGAACCAAUCUCAUCGAUAAACAAGUGGUUCGUCCAUCAAUUUAAUGCAAUACGCAUUAAACCAACUACAUCCAUGUCUGGUGCUUUUCGUGGGUGAUCGUGCUGAAUAAUCAGCACACAAAUGUAAAAACGAAAACUAAUACGUACGUCGUACGCCUAACAUAAAAUUGUACACACAAGGCCAUCAAUAUUUGGAUAAUAGACAACACGAAGUUACUGUGGCAUCGUUUGCACAGAUUGUUUUCGUUUUGAAUUUAGAACGAAACGUUUAGUAAAAUUGAGGAAGCUGGAAGUAGAGUUGCAAGCGCUCAGGUUCGUGAUUGCUUAGAAAUGAGUAGUAUUACACCUGAAAAGUGCGCAAAUAUCAUCGAUUGUGACAGUGACGACGAUUUUGAUAACAACAACGACGACAAAGGAGAUUACAAUGAAAUCAGCACUGUAGAUAAUAAGCAACAAGCGUCUCAUAAGUGUGGCACAAUAAAUAUAAGCCCAAAGUUGAAUCAACGGUCACAAAGAAUGACCAACGAUUAUUCAACGUCGAACAAUCAAAUAGAAAAAAUGUCAAAAGAUACAAGAAACCAAAGAAAGACCUUUAACCCAGCGAUAGCUACAGCUACUUCGACCGCCGAAGAGAUUGGGUAUUCCACAGUGACAACGACAAGCAGUCAUCCGUCUGCAUCUUCGUCAUCAUCGCAACUCAGUCCAAUGUCUGCGUUCAACGAGGAUCGAAUGCGACGCAAACUGCAAUUUUUCUUCAUGAAUCCGAUUGAAAAGUGGCAGGCGCGUCGUAAGUUCCCAUACAAAUUCGUGGUACAGCUCAUCAAAAUUGUACUACUUACAAUGCAGCUGUGUUUAUUUGCCCACUCGCGAUACAUUCACGUCAACUAUACGUGGGAUAAUCGUGUGUCAUUUUCACACCUAUUUUUGCGCGGAUGGGAUGAAUCAAGUGAGGUGGAAUCGUAUCCAGCAUCCAAAGGGGCAUUUGCAUUAUACUUUCAAAAUGAAUUUUACGAAACAAUCGACUAUGCCAUGGCUGGGUAUGCUAAUCUAAGCCAUGCGAUCGGCUCCUACUCGUAUCCAACUACAGACAAUACGAUGCCGCCCCUUACACUGUGCAUACAUCAUUACGAACAAGGCGAGAUAUACGGUUUCAAUGAGAGCUACGCAUUCAAUCCGACAAUAAAUGUGAUUUGCACCAAUCUAACGAGUAACGUCACUGAAAUGGGCAGUCGAGCUUAUUUGACGGACAAAGGCAUCAAUGUGAAUUUCUCGGCAUUCGUCCGGGCAACACUAACCUUUUCAAUAAAGACCGUCAAUUUUAAAGCAGCUGGCCCAUUGGCCGCACCGGAUUGCUAUCAAUUUGAUAUUGAAAUUCUUUUUGAUAACAGUGAUCAUGAUGGCCAAAUGCUAUUGUCGCUCGAUGCUGAACCGGUUCGAUUACAAUGCCACGGUGAUACUGCGUAUGAUGCGGAUACAGCAAUCGACACCGCUCUACGAAGCAUACUCAAUGUGUUUGUAAUUCUAAUAUGCGUUGCAUCAUUUUCGCUGUGUACACGCGCUCUGUACCGUGCCCGACUCUUGCAGAAACAGACUGAUACAUUUUUCCGUGUUACCUAUGGAUAUCCGUUGAGCAAUGAAGAUCGCUGGCAAUUCGUCAACUUCUGGUACAUUAUGAUCAUUUGUAAUGAUAUUUUAUUGAUUUUAGGAUCAAUUUUGAAGGAGCAAAUCGAGAGGAAAAAUUUCACCGUCGAUCAAUGGAACAUUUGCUCCGUGUUGUUGGGCGUUGGAAAUAUGCUGGUUUGGUUUGGUGUUUUACGUUACUUCAGCUUCUUCAAGACAUACAACGUUGUCAUUUUGACUCUGAAACAAUCAGCACCGAAGAUUCUACGCUUUUUAUUGUGCGCUCUAAUGAUUUACGCUGGAUUCACAUUUUGCGGUUGGCUGGUGUUGGCACCAUAUCAUAUAAAAUUCCGUUCGCUGGCAACGACGUCAGAAUGUCUGUUCUCGCUAAUCAACGGUGAUGAUAUGUUUGCAACGUUCUCAAUUAUGUCAUCGAAAUCGCAAAUGCUGUGGUGGUUCAGUCGCAUUUAUUUGUAUUCAUUUAUUGGAUUAUUUAUUUAUGUGGUGAUUUCAUUAUUCAUUGCGGUUAUUAUGGACGCGUAUGAUACGAUCAAAAAGUAUUACAAAGAAGGAUUUCCAACCAGCGAACUAAAGCGAUUCAUUGGUCAAAUGCAUCCCAACGACUUUUCAUCUGGCGUAUUCCGAACGUAUGCAGAGGACGAGGAACAGGAAUCCCUGUGGGAUACAAUGAAAAAUGUCUGCUACUUUUGUUGUGGCCUUAAGAAAAAAGAUAACCCCGGUCCCACUGGCUAUGAAACACUCGUUACAUCAUAGCACCAACCAUGUGAUUUACACAACUGUAUGCAUUGAAUGGAACCAACGCGGCAGAAGAUCAUCCUCAAAAUGUGUAUAGUGUGUAAUGUAUAAAGAAAGAUGUGAAACUAAUUAAUAGGACAGAUUUAUUUUUACACCUCAAUUAUAGAAGAAAAUAACCGAGAUUCAACUGUGAACUGUUGCCGUUGAAGAAAUAUUGUUGUAAUACUUUGUUUCAAUUUUUUUUUCUUGAUUUUCCAAUAGCUUGAAAGGAUUUGUUUCAUUUUGCCGCGUCUGAGUGGCAAUUUGUUAAGGCAUAAUAAUAGAAAUGAUGAGAAAAGCCGAUUUUAUUGCAUUGCAUUUUUUUUGUUUUGUUUUAUUUUGUCGAUUAUUUUUUUAAAUGUCGUUUUAAUUUGUCAAAUGUUAAAUAAAGAUUCAAUCGACAAUUACAA
Messenger RNA from Sitodiplosis mosellana (orange wheat blossom midge), 3138 nucleotides. RefSeq names its product mucolipin-3-like. NCBI's taxonomy places the organism in Eukaryota, Metazoa, Arthropoda, Insecta, Diptera, Cecidomyiidae. Gene Ontology annotation, molecular function: NAADP-sensitive calcium-release channel activity. The coding region runs from base 644 to 2707 and encodes 687 amino acids. The transcript has 2 exons. Gene Ontology annotation, cellular component: lysosomal membrane; plasma membrane. The record is from RefSeq and is a predicted model, not a curated record.